AUGUUAUACGUUGUUUCCUCUUUUCUAUCUUUUCUUUUCUUUUUCUUUAUUUCUUUAUUUCUUUCGUUCUUUUUCUUUUUUCUUUUGUUUUUCUUUCUUGCUUUCUUUUUUCUUUUUUUUCUUUUUUUUUUUCUUUUCCUUUCUUUAUUUUCUUUUUUUCUUUUUAUUUCUUUCUUUAUUUCUUUCUAUUUGGCUUUCUUUUCCCUAUUUCUUUUUCUUUUUCUUUCUUUUCUUUUUCUUUCUUGCUUUAUUUUCUUUUUCUUUCUUUUUCUUUUCCUUACUUUCUUCCGUUUUUCUUUCUUUUUCUUUCUUUCUUUUCUUUGUCUUUCUUGCUUUCUUUUUUUCCUUUCUUUCUUUCUUUCUUUCUUUCUCUUUCUUCCUUUUCUGUUCCUUUCUUUCUUUCCUUCUUUCCUUCCUUCUUUCUUUUCUUUUUCCCUCUUUCUUUCUUUCUUUGGUUUAUUUUUCUUUCUUUCUUUCUAUUUCAUUUCUUUCUUGAUUUCUUUUUAUUUCUCUCUUUUCUUUUCUUUUUCUGUCUUUCUUUCUUUCUAUCUUUUCUUUUUCUAUAUUUCUUUGUUUUCUUUUUCUUGCUUGCUUUACUUUCUUCUUUCUUUUUUCUUUUCCUUUCUUUCUUUCUUUUUCUCUCUUUUUUCUUUUCUUUUUCCUUCUUUCUUUCUUUCUUUCUUUGUUCAUUAUGAAAAUAAUCGAGGGCUGCUAUUAACCAUAGAACACGUGCUUAUCACUCCUCCUCUUCCUCCUCUUCACCCCUUCUAUUAUAUAUCUAACCCCCACUGUCAUUCACUUUUCUCUGCUGUCUCCAUGAUCCUAACUAAUUCGCUUCAGUGUCCUUCUUGUAAGAAUCACAGUUCACUCCUCCCUACCCAACAAGAAAUUAUAACUUCUUUCUACAUUACCUUUUCUUCUUUUCUACUUUUUUCACCACGUUUUUUUUCUUUUUGUUUACCGUUUCUACAACUUAUGAUUUUCUUUCUUCUUUCUUUCUUUCUUUCUUUCUUUCUUACGACAUUUCUGAUAUUCUUUUUCCUUUCUACAUAUCUGAUUUUCUUUCUUCUUUCUUUCUUUCUAUCUCUUUCUUUCUUACGACAUUUCUGA
Messenger RNA from Acanthosepion pharaonis, 1110 nucleotides. NCBI's taxonomy places the organism in Eukaryota, Metazoa, Mollusca, Cephalopoda, Sepiida, Sepiidae. The record is from the annotation of a GenBank genome assembly.